Molecule: messenger RNA, 2198 nt
Organism: Saccoglossus kowalevskii
Lineage: Eukaryota; Metazoa; Hemichordata; Enteropneusta; Harrimaniidae
Source: RefSeq, a predicted model, not a curated record
AUGCCGUUCACUGACUACGUGAAUACAACCCAGAUCAGAGCACUGCCAUCAAUAUCUGGUACUCCACCCAACAACAAACUGGAACGUAAAGUUGCUGUACCGGAUAUUAGAAAUUCUACUUUGCAGCGUUCAUUGAAGCCAAGAGCUCAGCCAGCAGCUGAGAAAUGGCUACGUGUGGCCCCAGACUCAGAUAAAAAAAUCAUUGACCAAGUGUUACGUAUCACUGAUAAAGAGUAUGUUGAAAAGACACUGACCCACGCAUUGCAACCCGAUGCUAAGAAAGCUGUUGAGAAAUGGAUGGACAACGCUAGUGAUAGAGAUCGUGAUGUCGCUGUUCAGUUCUUCAGCUCGUUGGCAGGAAGUCGUUUGAUGGGAGCCAAAGAAGGCGUCAAACACGAGGAUGAUAGUCAGUGCAAAAUCUGUGAUGGAGAUCGACUGCGUCAAGUCCUGGACACUCUCAACAAAGGUAGAACAGGAAGUUACGUACUGGCUCGCGAAACAGGUGCUAUAAACCCAGCUAAACGCAACGCACACCUUCGUCUGCUGACACCGACUACUCGAGCAACGAAACCACAGCAUCAGACAUGGCAUCAUCUGCCAGUUAUUCGUCAUCCCGGUCCAGUUUCAAACACGAUCUCGAUGUUCACGCGUCCACACCGUGCCAUCCCAAGACACUUUACCAUCCACCCCGAGUGGGAAUAAGAAGCACUGUCAAAAAAACAUCAGGAACAACAAUUUACAAUGUUGAAUUUUGUUAAGUUUUGCGACAUUAUGUAGAUAUUAUCACUAACCCAAUUAAGUUGUGUAAAUGUGUGGUAUUUGCUAAUACGGCCGUUUGUCGGCCACUUUUUUUUCAUGUUUGCUUACUAUAAUACGUUUUGCAAUGGCGUCGUUUUAUGCUGAAUGAUUUUUCAAUCUCUUCUCACUGAAUUUUAGGCUGUGAAAAACUAGUUUCUGUGUAAAUUUUCAUUUUACCUAUUUUUAUCUAAAUUUGGAAAUAACUUAUUUAACCUUUUCACCACCAGUUCCCUCUUUUCAUCAAAAAUUCACAAAAUAAUCCUGUUUAUAGUUUGCACUUUCCUUCAGAAUAUUGGGACGAAAAUAGCCAAAUUUUUUGAGUAAAAAAUUAAAAUUGAUUCAAAUUUCGUCUGUUGGCUCUAAAAUCAGAUUUUAUUACCAGAAAUAUUGAAAAAUAUAAGCAAAAAGUGCAGACAACUUUGAACGAGAAAUCUGGUGGUGAAAGGGUUAAAGCAAUGAUACAUUCCAUUUGUGUGGCACAAAUUAACAUCUACAAUUGAAAAAUGCUAUACAUCUGUGUCUUUAUUUUUAGAAGUACUUACUAAUGCUGCUUUAAAUUUAUUGGAAAAUAUACUUUUUAAUAGAGGAAAGUGACAUGAAAAUACAGUGCUCAUUAAGGAAGUCAUUAUACAGUGUACAAGGCUUGACAUUAAAGCGAGAGGGACGUCACCUGCGCAUACGCAGGACUUGAGUCCCAAUCGACGAUAACAACACACGCUAAACACGCAAAGGCUCAUGGGUAGACACUUGUUUGUAAACAAUGACACGCUAUGGCCAUCUGACGACUCCCCCGCUUUAACUUUUAAACACACUUUUCGGGAAAAAGUAUGUUGCCUAUAUAUUUUCUAUAGUCUCCUAAACAAGCGAGUUAUUCUUCAUUUGUCCAAAUGCCAAUUUAACUUGUCCAUGGCCAUAGGACUAUCCUUAGUGAUAAGCCCUGGUGUGUAUAUUUCAUUAAUACCGGUAUUUACAAAAGAAAAAAAAAAGGUCUAGAAAGAUUUUAUAAAUUAGAAUGAGUAUUUUUAUACAAUUUCAUUUACAUUGUUUGUUGAUGUAUAUAUGUGUGAAAUAAUAACUCUUUUGCUGAAAACGACAGAUCAAAUAAAUUUGUACCUAAAGUGUGCAUAUAUCCUGUAGUACACUUAAAGCACACAUAAAACAAAAAUCAUUCAAAUAUGACAUAUUUUGAUGCAUUUCUGCCAUUUAUGUAAGUGCAUAUACUACUAAUAGAGCAAAUAUGGUAUAUAUAUUUGAAGCAUAGGGUUUUCAUCAAGCUCACUUCCACUGUACAAGAUUUUCAUAAAGCUAUGCAAUAUUGUAAACAUCCGUCCAUUUCUUAUUGUUUGAAUUUCUUUCUGUAAUAGCUUUGCAAAGAUUGAUUAAAAAAUAUUUGUGAUAAA